Messenger RNA from Cercopithifilaria johnstoni, 1107 nucleotides. The record is from the annotation of a GenBank genome assembly. Lineage: Eukaryota; Metazoa; Nematoda; Chromadorea; Rhabditida; Onchocercidae.
AUGGAUGAAUCAGUGGCACAAUCUCCCAAACAACAGACACCCACAGAUAAUUCCCCAACUUCUGCAAUUCCAAUAGCAGCAGAUAACAAUGAUACGCAAGUAGCCGAAAUAACCGUACAAAUUGAAUUGAAAGGAAAAGAAUCGACAGCGAACAAUUUUAUUUAUUGGAUUCAUAAGGAAAAUUCGGAUUUACAAGGCUUCGUGGAGCAGGUACAACGUCGAGACCAGGAAUUGCGAAGGGAUACUCCUUCGGAGGUUUUCGUAUCUCCAACAUUUUGUGGAACUUCGGGAAUACCACCUGCUGGAGUACCACAUGUACCAGCCUCCGCUUUCAUUUCAUCAGCGUUAAAGCAAGCAAAACACGUUGAUACUCAAAUUGAAGAUAAGAAUCUUUUUCCCGAGCAAUCUGUUCAUAAGCAAUAUAGUACCAAGGAUUUUUCAAGCUACCCGAAGAUUUUGGAAGAACAGGUUUCAAAAUUGCCAACUUCAAUGGCCAUAUCAACUUCGGCAGUAUCAACAGGCGAGAAUCCUAUAGAAAAUACACCAAAGAACGAAAAUGGUUUCAUUUUCUACAAGUGUCGUUUCUGUGGACUUACUUACAACUAUUUAACAACAUUACGAGCUCAUGAACGAGUGCACAAUAUUGAUGAGCCUUAUAAGUGCAAUCGUUGUUCGGAAUCAUUUCAUUAUCUAUGUGAAUUGGAGUACCACGCCAAACAGCAUACCGAUUUGAAGGGUUACAAAUGUGAAUGUGGCAGAACAUUCCAUUCGUACACCGAUCUACUGUAUCAUAAGCAUCCAGGGGAUGAGGAUGAAGAAUCCGUUACUGCAACGGCGCCCACUGCUCAAAAAUCACCUAUUCCAGAAAAUGAUUUCCCCAUACCAGAAUUUAUGGAGAAAGGGUUUGAACCGAAGCAUCCUUUAAAAGUUUAUUCUGAUGUGCGCCUCAAUCCAUACAUUUGUCAGUAUUGCUCGAAAAGUUAUCCAAACAGUCGCAUGUUAGCAUAUCACAUGUAUGGACAUCGAGGUGAAAAGAUAUUCAAUCCCCGUGCUUCAAGAUAUCUGAUGGCACGCACCGAGAACUCCUAUAUCAGUCCAGGACCUUGA